Messenger RNA from Cladophialophora yegresii CBS 114405, 2313 nucleotides. RefSeq lists its product as uncharacterized. The record is from RefSeq and is a predicted model, not a curated record. Bases 1 to 2313 code for a protein of 770 amino acids. Gene Ontology annotation, biological process: cell adhesion. Lineage: Eukaryota; Fungi; Ascomycota; Eurotiomycetes; Chaetothyriales; Herpotrichiellaceae. The transcript is spliced from 3 exons. Gene Ontology annotation, molecular function: carbohydrate binding.
AUGGCGCUUCUUCUUGUGCCGUACAACAACUCCAUGCGACUUGGUCAGGGCUUCAACUCGUUUACGCAACAAGUCUGCAUUGACAAUGCCGUCGUCGGCAUCUCUGAUCCCGAAGAUUCACAGCCCCUGACACCAGGAACUUACGCGCCGAUAGCAAAGGACGGCGCACCGGCCCCGCCAGCCGUCAGUGCUCCCAUCAAAAAGGACAUCGAUGUCAUUCUCAACGACUCCGGGGGCAACAGGAUUGUGCGAUAUCCCAGCCAGAUCGUCACGUACACGUCCAAGUAUGUCUCGAAGCUCAGCGACGUCAGCAACGACCUCAACAUCUCCGGAUCGCUUUCGAUCAGAUACGGCGAGAUAUCUGGCGGAGGGUCUGGAUCGUAUGUGAAUACGGAAACGUUCCAGGACAGCGACGUCAACUUCGUCGUGGUCGUCAAGGUGAUCAAUCAGACCAUCAACAUCAAGGACCAGCUGCAAUUCUGGCCCCUCAGCGGCCGUGACAACUAUACCGCCCAGACAUUCACCGACAUAUACGGGGACUGCUUCAUUUCCGGAUUUCAGGAAGGCGGACAGUUCUCGGCCAUUGUGAGCAUUCGGGCGCGGGACAAAUCCCAGGUCACCGAGAUUGCCGCCAAGGCACACCUUGCUCUCCAGGUGGGGGUGGGCUCCGUCGACGCCGAGGGGGCCGUGAAAUCAGCAAAGUCCUUCAUCAACAAGAACUCCGAGGUCAACAUCACCGUGAACUGGUCCGGGGGCGGGCAGCUCAAGGAGGACCCUCACGCCAAGUGGGACAUUGACACGCUGCAGGACGUCGCGGUGCGCUUUGCCGAUCUCGUGGCGGCUUGCCCCCAACGCACGCAUGCCAUCCUGACCAAAUACACCGCGCUGCGUGGCUACCUACAGUGGAAGCCGGCCACGUUGCAGCCGCUCGACUAUGAAAUCGCCAACCUCUACACGUCCGAGCUGCUGGACGUCUACAUGGGCUACAAGCGGAUCUGGAAGGACAUCCACGUGAUGUUGGAAGACGCAGAGGACGACCCGACGGUGUUCGAGAAAGCGCCUGCAAUACCGGGCGACGGGGUCCGCAUGCCACCAGAUCCCGACGCCCCGGCCUCGCCGACGCCGGCGCCGGGCGCCAAGAUCGACCCGUUCGAGCCCACCAUCGCUGGCCUCGACGCUGCAUUGAAGUGCUGUCGCCAGCUGAUGGUCAAGAUCGUGACGGAAAACGACCAAAUCACGAGGGACCCCAAGCUGGCCAUCGAUUCCAAACGCAGCACGCCUUAUAUCCGCCCGCAGACCUUUCGACUUCUCCUGCCUCAGUACAAGGUGGGUGCAGUGCCGUGGGAUCCAAUUGGAGCCCUCCCCGUCGACUCAUCGCCCGGCGGCACGCCCUCAACACCAGUCAAGGUCGGCCUUCGCAGCGGAUACCAUGACUUUCGGUUCGACAACGAAACGACCAACAUCAACGUCCUGAACAACAGCACCUUGGAGGCACUAGUGCCCCUCUCGCCGCCCAUCACGACCCCAGCGGACGGCAUUCUCUGUCUCAACAAGGUCGACCUCCGUCGUCAAGGCACCGACCCAAGGACGAUCGCGCAAGCCUCCAUGACGGAGAUCCGGGCCGACCAGUACAAACCCCGCCUGUCGACCAUGUCGACCACGGACAAUGUCAAGACACGUUGCAACCAGCUCGCGUGCACCAGCCUCCUCGUGCCCCGCAACGAUCAAGUCCAGGUCGGCAUGUGGAGCAUGCCAUACCGCCAGCCGACGAACACGGCUCGGCCCGGGUUGACGACGUUCCGCCAGCGCGUCGACUUCCGCGUGCCGUACACCUCUUCGGCCCCACCGCUCGUGACGGUCUUCCUCGCCGGGUUCGACUUUGACUCGACGCCCCUCCUCAGCGCCCACGUCGCGCCCGACAACAUCGACAACAAGGGCUUCGACAUGGUCGUCACGUUCAGCGAGACGGCGCGCCAAGUCCACGCCUCCUGGUUCGCGUGUCCGCCCACGGCCAGCAACAUCGUAUGCGGCACCUCGCCCGCGUUCUGGCUGAAAGACACGGCAACCGAGAUCGUGGCGCGCAAGACCCAGGUCUCCUUCCAGGGCGCGGUCACUAUGCCGACCGACGCGUUCAAGUCGCCUCCACGGGCGUUCCUGGGCCCAAGUGGAUUCGUCAUGGGCAAGGAUUGGGACGUGAGGUUGCAGUCCCGAGCACAAAAUCUGACGGAAAAGGGGUUCGAUUGGAAUGUCAAUACGGUGGAUGACACGCCGCUGAUGGCGGCAAGUGCGAGCUGGGUCAUGUGGGCGGAAUGA